Messenger RNA from Miscanthus lutarioriparius, 2145 nucleotides. The record is from the annotation of a GenBank genome assembly. NCBI's taxonomy places the organism in Eukaryota, Viridiplantae, Streptophyta, Magnoliopsida, Poales, Poaceae.
AUGCUGUCGAUCACCGGAGGUCGGCGCGGGGGCCUCUUCUCGGUGCACCGGGGCGCGCUCUGGUGGCUCCGCCGUUGCCACAUCCCGCUCUUCUCGUCACUAGCCGGCGGCGGAGCCCGGGGCGACGCGCCGCAUCUGCCCGUACUCAUCGUCGGAGCUGGUCCCGUUGGGCUCGUCCUCUCCUUCCUCCUCACCAAAUUCGGGAUCAAAUGCGCGGUGAUAGAGAAGAAUGUGGAGUUUACUAGGCACCCACGAGCGCACUUCAUCAACAACCGCACAAUGGAGAUCUUCCGCAAGUUGGAUGGUUUAGCCGGGGACAUUGAGAGGUCCCAGCCACCAGUAGAUUUGUGGAGGAAGUUCGUCUACUGUACUUCACUCUCCGGUUCCGUCCUUGGAUCGGUUGAUCACAUGAAACAGGAAGAUUUUGACAAGGUCAUUAGUCCUAUAUCCGUUGCACAUUUCUCGCAGUACAAGUUAGUCGAGUUGCUACUCAAGAAGCUUGAAGGAAUUGGUUUCCGGACAUGCUUUCCUGGUGAUAUUGGUAACUCAACGCAAGAUCUGGUACUGGAAAGCAAGAUACUGAUGGGACACGAGUGCACAUCCCUUCAGCAGACUGAUGAGGGCAUUCUGGUUGGAGUGUCAGCUAACAAUGUGGGGAGGAUAAUAGAGAGAAAGCUACACUGUGGUCUUCUUCUAGGGACAGAUGGCGCAAGAAGUACAGUGCGUGAAUUGGCAGGUAUAUCUAUGGAAGGUGAAAGGGACUUGCAGAAACUGGUCAGUGUGCAUUUUCUUAGCAGAGAUCUAGGCAGGUAUUUGUCCAGUCAGAGGCCAGGGAUGCUGUUCUUCAUUUUUAAUCCAGGCGCAAUUGGUGUACUAGUUGCACAUGACCUGGAGAAUGGGGAAUUUGUAUUGCAGGUUCCAUUUUAUCCUCCUCAGCAGAUGUUUGAAGAUUUCAGCGCUAAGGUAUGUGAGCAAAUUAUUGUCAAAUUAGUUGGAUGGGAGCCAGCAGAUGUUCAUGUUUUAGACAUAAAACCAUGGGCAAUGCAUGCUGAAGUUGCAGAGAAGUACAUCUGCUGCAACAAUCGAGUAAUCCUUUCUGGUGAUGCUGCUCACCGUUUUCCUCCUGCCGGUGGUUUUGGAAUGAACACUGGUGUCCAGGAUGCACAUAAUUUGGCGUGGAAAUUGGGCUUGCUGCUGAAUGGUGUCGCCUCACCAUCAAUAUUACAAAGUUAUGAGUCAGAGCGCCGGCCUGUUGCAAUUUUCAAUACAAAACUUAGCGUGGAGAACUUCAAGGCAGCUAUGUCUAUUCCUGCGACCCUUGGCCUUGGUCCAACUAUUGCAAACUCAGUGCAUCAAGUUAUAAAUAGAAGCCUCGGAUCAAUCAUUCCGAGAAAUGUACAGAAGGCAGUUCUGGAAGGAUUGUUUUCCCUUGGUCGGGCACAAGUCUCAGACUAUAUCCUGAAUGAGAAAAAUCCCCUUGGGUCCUUGAGACUAUCAAGAUUGAGAAGUAUUCUUGAUGAAGGCAAAAGUCUUCAGCUGCAGUUCCCUGCAGAGGAUCUUGGCUUCUACUAUGAAGAAGGUGCCCUUGUUCCUGAAGCUAGUUGUGAGAAGACUCAGGAAGGAGGAAAACUACAGCAUUCUAAGAGGGCAUCAAGGGAGUACAUCCCAUCUGCUAAGGUUGGUUCACGGCUUCCCCACAUGCUAGUAAGAGGACUGCCUGCUUCAAGUGAGGGUGUGUUCUCAACACUGGACCUGGUGAGUGGGGAUAAACUCGAGUUUGUUCUCAUCAUUGCACCAGUGAAAGAGUCAUACGAGAUUGCCCGUGCCACCCUCAUGGUAGUAGACGAGCUUAAGCUAUCAGCCAAAAUAUGCAUAAUGUGGCCAAGAGGUUCGACUGAUGCUGAAGUGGAAGAGAGCAGAUCUGAGUUGUCACCCUGGACAAACCAUAUCGAUGUUGAGGAAGUACCUAGGGUGUCUGGUAGUUCAUGGUGGGAGAUGUGUCGGAUUAGUAGGAAAAAUGUCCUUUUGGUUAGGCCUGAUGAGCACAUAGCAUGGCGAACAGAAUCGGACAGGGUGAGGGACGCUGAAUCAGAAAUUAGGAUAGUCUUCUCUCAUAUUUUGUGCCUAAAUAGCCACCAGGUGUAA